Molecule: messenger RNA, 958 nt
Organism: Oryza sativa Japonica Group (Japanese rice)
Lineage: Eukaryota; Viridiplantae; Streptophyta; Magnoliopsida; Poales; Poaceae
Source: RefSeq, a predicted model, not a curated record
UGAACUCGAUUAAAUUACAGAUUUCUAUCCAAGAAUUGAGUACACUGAACUCCAGCUAGGAAUCGGAUCAAGUCGGCAGGCUUGACUCCAAUUCCAACCUAGCUAGCGCGCUGGAGCUACAAAUAAAAGCAGCAUGAAUAUAUCUAGGUUUCUCACAAAUCCAAUCGAUCCCACAACAAUUAAUUAAUAUUGCAGGGUGCCAUCGUGACAUCCUGAUCCCGGAGAGAUCGACUUGCAUAUUCUGCGACAGUUUGAUCAUGGCAAGCUCACCGGACCAACCCAACCAAGAGAAGGAGAAACCGCCGUCGCCGGCAAUGGCUGGAGGCAAGAAGAAGAAGAAGACGACUGCAGGGAGGAAGGUGAGGAUGACACAGGAGGAGAUCGACAGCUACAUCAAUUAUCAGACAAUCAGGAUGCCAGAUGAAAUAUUCCCAAUAGUAAGCAAGGAGAGGUUAGCAUGCACGGACUUGUCUGAUCACAAAGGCGACCUCCCUGUACCCAUGGACCAGAUCGACGAUUACGUCGCCAAGAUUUUUAGGGAGAUAAACCAGAUUGACGAUCAGUUCAUGAAGCAUAGAGACGGGAUCCUGAAUCAGUACUACCGCAAAGGUUACGCGAUGCGAAAGGCCACCGAUGACGAUGAUGAUGAGCAAGAAGAAGAAAAAAAAGAAGAAACAUCGUGGACGCGGUUUUUCUGCACCUAGGUGCAGCAGCACCUAAGCUAAGAGACGUCGAUCUGUGCAGUGAUUCGUGCUGUAUUUCCUGACUUUCCACGCAAUACGCGUACCCUUUUGUACAGCUCGUAGUAUCUAACCUGCAAUGUACAUGUACACAGCUAGGUGCCGGGCCCACCACAUCUGCUGGUCAGGCAAUGCAUUGCUUUGCAUGCUGUAUUGCUGUAGCAAUGGAGCCCACUGCACUGACAUCUGCUACACCAGACCAGUGGAGAGAGGGAGAG